CAAUUUGCUGACUCGCUUCAUUCUUUAUUCUUCAGAAGAGCUUUACUACAUCUUCAGAGUAGAAAAUUUUGAAGCUCAUUUUCUGUCCUCAUCUUCAGGUUCAUAUGUGAGGUGAGAGAUUUCUAAGAUAAGAGAAGAAGGUUACAGCGUCAGAGUAAAAACAUAUUGAAGCUUUGCUCCUGUCUUCAUUUUCAGGUGUCUGUCUCAAAUUUGGAAUAAUGCUUCUCAAAUGUUUGGGUUUCUGCCACUCAAAGGAUACAAGUGCAUCUAAGGGACAGUAUCCAACAGUGAUAGAAGAGCUAUGCCAUCAUUUUUCCCCGGCUGAUCUUAGGAAAUCAACCAACAACUUUGAUGAAAACCAACUAAUUGGACGUGGAGGCUUUGGUAGUGUAUAUAAAGGUUGUCUCAAACAUAAUGGUGUUAGUGAUUAUACAGUCGCAUUAAAGCGAUCGUACCGGAAUAACUAUGGAGAGUUCGUGAACUAUGGAGAGUUCAAGAACGAAAUAGAGUUGCUUUGCCAGCUUCGUCAUGCUAAUUUGGUGUCUCUUAUAGGAUUCUGCAACCUCAAACAUGAGAAGAUUAUUGUGUACGACUACAUACCCAAUGGAACUUUCCAUGAUCAUCUACACGAUAGGGACAGGGACACACUCUCAUGGAAGAAAAGGCUUGAGAUAUGCAUAGGAGCAGCAUGUGGGGUGCACUACCUUCACACAGGAGCCAAGCGCACGAUAAUUCACCUUGACGUAAAGCCUAGUAACAUUCUUUUGGAUAGCAAUAUGGUUCCCAAACUCACAGAUUUCGGGCUUUCCUUACAGGGACAACGUUUCAUGUCGAAGCCAAAACCAAUUGAAGUAGACCGCAUUUGUGGUACUUUCGGUUUCAUGGCCCCUGAGUAUACCAUGUACGGUACCGUCACAGAUAAAUGUGAUGUUUACUCAUUUGGUAGGCUUCUACUAGAAGUUGUGUUGGAAAAGCCAAUAUCCUCAAUACAGUCGUCCAAACCUGCUUGGGAGAAUAUUGAUCCGAAUCUCAAAGGGAAUAUUGCACCAGAGUGUUGGGAAGUAUUUAUGGAUAUCACGGAAAGAUGCUUGAAGGAGGAAGCAGAUGAGCGACCAACAAUGGGUGAAGUAGAGGUGCAACUUGAGCUUGCUCUAUCAUUGCAGGAAGAAGCAGAUAGCACAACUACCAAUGGUAAAUACACCUUAUUGUCCAACACCAUUAUUAAGCUGGGACCGGAAUUUGAGGACAGUGUGAUAUAGAAGACGUUUCUUAGGUAAUGUGGUCAACUGGAAUUAAGGGUGUUAAUUUUGAGUCAGAAAACAGACACUGUAGACUCUUUGCAGUCGUUAAGUUUAUUUGAGAUAUUCCUAGGAUUUUGAUUGUAUUGGAAGCUGUUAUUAUAAUUAUCAUGAACUAGAAUAAUUUUGA
Gastrolobium bilobum is the source of this 1428-nucleotide messenger RNA. RefSeq names its product receptor-like protein kinase ANXUR2. The coding region runs from base 219 to 1259 and encodes 346 amino acids. The transcript is spliced from 4 exons. Gene Ontology annotation, cellular component: plasmodesma; plasma membrane. NCBI's taxonomy places the organism in Eukaryota, Viridiplantae, Streptophyta, Magnoliopsida, Fabales, Fabaceae. The record is from RefSeq and is a predicted model, not a curated record. Gene Ontology annotation, biological process: protein autophosphorylation. Gene Ontology annotation, molecular function: ATP binding; transmembrane receptor protein tyrosine kinase activity.